Penicillium expansum is the source of this 603-nucleotide messenger RNA. Its product is annotated as Alcohol dehydrogenase, C-terminal. The transcript has 2 exons. Lineage: Eukaryota; Fungi; Ascomycota; Eurotiomycetes; Eurotiales; Aspergillaceae. Bases 1 to 603 code for a protein of 200 amino acids. The record is from RefSeq and is a predicted model, not a curated record.
AUGUGUUCUACUUCGACGGCCUACAGUUCGCUUAGGGAAUCGGCGCUUGUCCCUGGAAACUGGGCUUUUUUUCCAGGCGGCGGUGGUGGUGUGGGAAUUCAAGGCGUUCAACUUGCAGUAGCUAUGGGACUACGUCCUGUUGUUAUUGACUCGGGGGAGCAGAAGAGAAAGCUUGCAUUAGAGCUUGGUGCAGAGGCUUUCCUGGACUUCAAAGAAAUCGACGACGUUGCAUCCGAGGUCAUUGCCAUUUGUGAUGGUAUUGGAGCGCAUGGUGUAUUUGUGACAGCGGGUGAAAGCUAUCCAACUGCACUAUCAUACCUCGGCAAUCGUGUGGGAGGAACGAUGAUGUGCAUUGCUCUUCCAACUGCAGGUUCACACCCAAUAUCAGUGAGUGGUGCCGAAUUGAUCAUGAAAAACAAGUCAAUCAAGGGGACGCUGGUGAGCAGCAUGGCAGAUGCAGAAAAGACACUAGAGUUUGCGAAACGGGGCAAAUUCCAUUUGAACCCAGAGAUUGUGGGAUUAUCCAGAUUAAACGAAUCUCUCCAGCGCCUCAAGAACGGUCAAGUUCCUAGGCGCAUGGUUUUUGACUUCAAUUUAGAAUGA